UGACAUCAUCGGAUUCGAGUCCAACAUCACCAAUGACGUCAACCAGUACAUGUACUAUAACAGUCGAAGAUGCGAAUGAUAAUGCUCCGGUUUUCAUUGGCCAGAUGGAAUUCCACGUGACCGAAGGUGAAUACGUCACACCAACGUCAUUCGGUACCAUAGAAACCAAUGACGAUGACGUAGGUGCCAACGGAAUCGUCACAUAUCGGAUAUUACGUCAGGAAACGCAAUCUGGUCAACUUGGUAUCACCAUUGACCCAAAUACUGGAGAACUUCGUGUUCGCGGAACAUUAGACCGGGAAAAAUAUCUCCCCGAUGGACUUUUCCGCAUUACUGUACUAGCUACUGAUAGCGCGCCAUUGAUUUCAAACCAACUGUCCAAAAUGGGCAUUGUAAACGUCAUAGUGGAUGAUAUCAAUGACGUCACCCCGGAGUUUACGAAUGCUGAUACCUUCCUUGUUCCGCCAAACUCCAUCGCCAAUGUUGGUUACGUGGUAGGCAGGGUACAUGCCAUGGAUACGGACGCAGGGGUGAAUGGUGAGGUUGUUUACAGCUUGGACACCGAAUCCUCUAUAUUCACCAUCAACCAACAAACCGGGGUCAUCCGGAUUUCGAAUCCAAUUCAAGGACCUGGGGUAUUAUACCAAGUUGAAAUAGUCGCAAAAGACAAAGGGACACCAGCCAGGUCAAAUACAAUGGUAUUAAAUGUGAUUGUGGGGAGGACUGACUCUAAUAACGGUCCUGUGUUCGAACGUAGCUCAUACACUGCUAGUAUAGUGGAAAACAUGGCGGCCGGAACAAACCUUGUUACUGUAACCGCAACUGGAAAUCAGGUCGCAUACUACAUAACGUCAACCACAAGUAACAGCGAAUCCACCAUCCGUCCCUUUGCAAUUCAUCACACAACUGGUAUCAUCAGUAACUUGAUGACGUUGGACCGUGAGAACGGUGUGACGUCAUACACGGUUCAAGUUGUAGCGGUGGAUAUGACGUCAAAUGUAAACAAUCCAAGAAUUACUUCGACAAACGUAAGAAAACAAUUUGGAUUUUUGGUAAAAUAUGCUUUUAAAUAAAGAU
Molecule: messenger RNA, 1077 nt
Organism: Ciona intestinalis (vase tunicate)
Lineage: Eukaryota; Metazoa; Chordata; Ascidiacea; Phlebobranchia; Cionidae
Source: RefSeq, a predicted model, not a curated record